Molecule: messenger RNA, 576 nt
Organism: Coregonus clupeaformis (lake whitefish)
Lineage: Eukaryota; Metazoa; Chordata; Actinopteri; Salmoniformes; Salmonidae
Product: guanine nucleotide-binding protein G(I)/G(S)/G(O) subunit gamma-7
Exons: 3
Coding region: 119-325 (68 amino acids)
Biological process (GO): G protein-coupled receptor signaling pathway
Cellular component (GO): heterotrimeric G-protein complex
Molecular function (GO): G-protein beta-subunit binding
Source: RefSeq, a predicted model, not a curated record
UGCCCUACCUGGUACACCGGUCUACCAACCCAACACACAGCUGUCUAGGCCGGCCCUUGGAGCAGACUCCGAUCUGCACACCAUCCGCUAGUGGGGGUGUGUGUAUUAAUGGAUCAGGAUGUCAACCAAUAACAACAUCGCCCAGGCCAGGAAACUGGUGGAACAACUGAGGAUCGAGGCAGGGAUCGAACGUAUUAAGGUGUCUAAAGCAGCAGCAGACCUGAUGAGUUACUGUGAGCAGCACGCCCGUAACGACCCACUCCUCGUUGGUGUCCCAACGUCAGAAAACCCUUUCAAAGACAAGAAACCCUGCAUCAUCCUAUAGCUGCACACUCGUCUCUGCCCAUCACACACACACACACACACACACACACACACACACACACACACACACACACACACACACACACACACACACACACACACACACACACACACACACAUACACCUCUGCCCAUACACACACUCCCACCGGCUGACUCUGCAACAGCCAACAAGGCCCAGCUCUGUCAGUCUAUACAUAGAGCACACACACACACACACAUACACACACACACACACACACACACACACACA